Molecule: messenger RNA, 915 nt
Organism: Aspergillus oryzae RIB40
Lineage: Eukaryota; Fungi; Ascomycota; Eurotiomycetes; Eurotiales; Aspergillaceae
Exons: 6
Coding region: 1-915 (304 amino acids)
Biological process (GO): regulation of DNA-templated transcription
Cellular component (GO): chromatin; nucleus
Molecular function (GO): DNA binding
Source: RefSeq, a predicted model, not a curated record
AUGCCAGUCAAGAAGCGCAAGUCUGAAAGCGUGCCUGCGGCCGAAGAAAACAAUUCCCCUAAAAGAGCUGCUGUCCCUGAUCCAGCUACUGGAGAGAAAAGGAAGAGAGGUCGUCCUCGCAAGUACCCUGAAGGAAGUGGCCCCAAGCCUUCGCCGGGUCCUAAAAGGGGCCGGGGCCGUCCCCGCAAGGAUCCGUCUGCCAGUACUCCCUCGAAACCGAGUACUCCUAAGGAGGGCAAGCGGCCAGUCGGAAGGCCUAGGAAGUAUCCUGCUCAGAAUGGAGCAGACACCCCGACAGACAGAUCCACGCAACCGAAAUCGGAGUCAGCAGAUGCCAAGGCUGAGGAUGAGGCGGAUGAAGAUGAUUCCGGCCGCUCGUAUUGGUUGAUGAAAGCUGAGCCCGAGUCGCGCUUAGAGAAAGGGGUUGAUGUUAAGUUCUCCAUCGAUGACUUGGCCUCGCGUAGCAAGCCAGAACCCUGGGAUGGUGUGCGGAACCCUGCUGCAAGGAAUCACAUCAGAGAGAUGAAGAAGGGCGACUACGCUUUCUUUUACCACUCCAACUGCAAAGUGCCUGGAGUUGCGGGCUUUAUGGAGAUUGUACAAGAACAUACACCAGACGAGUCUGCCUUUGACCCUGCACACCCAUACUACGACGAGAAAUCUUCCCGAGAGGACCCCAAAUGGGACGUGGUCCAUGUCGAGUUCCGACGCAAGUUCCAGAACUUCGUCUCACUAAACGACCUCAAAGCUCACGCGAAGGCGGGAGAUCCACUCGAGAACCUUCAGGUUCUGAAACAAUCCCGGCUCAGUGUUUCCCGCGUUACCAAGAAAGAAUGGGACUUCAUCCUAGGGUUAGCCAAGGAAAAGGAGUCAUCGUCAUCGGAGGGAGAGAGCGCAGAAGAAACCAGCGAGUAG